Messenger RNA from Neospora caninum, 309 nucleotides. Its product is annotated as putative eukaryotic aspartyl protease. NCBI's taxonomy places the organism in Eukaryota, Apicomplexa, Conoidasida, Eucoccidiorida, Sarcocystidae. The record is from RefSeq and is a predicted model, not a curated record. Bases 1 to 309 code for a protein of 102 amino acids. The transcript is spliced from 4 exons.
AUGAUUCAGGCCGUCAUGGAGAACGACCUCAGUGAUCUCGCAGUUUCCUCCUGCGAUGACAAGAAGAGACUUCCUGAUUUGAUUUUGCAGUUCCUGGGUAAUCCACAGCAAGGCGCGGACUCUGUCGUGGAGGUGCGACUGAGCCCGGACGACUACGUCCUUGAAUUCGUUGAAGACGAUGGAAGUCACGAGUGUAUGCUCGGAAUAGCUGCCGACGACGCUGAAGACGAGAAUGUUUUCCUCCGAGGUUAUUAUACAGUCUUCGAUAGAGACAACCUGCAAAUUGGAUUUGCUCGUGCAAAGCACUAA